Molecule: messenger RNA, 2885 nt
Organism: Brassica oleracea var. oleracea
Lineage: Eukaryota; Viridiplantae; Streptophyta; Magnoliopsida; Brassicales; Brassicaceae
Product: leucine-rich repeat extensin-like protein 5
Exons: 1
Coding region: 202-2592 (796 amino acids)
Molecular function (GO): protein binding
Source: RefSeq, a predicted model, not a curated record
AAAGUGUAAUAAAAUAAGAGUGCACAGAGAGAGAGUAUAUGCGUGUAGGGCUGAGCUGUGAAAGACCUGUCCUCUCUCUCUAAUAAUUCUCUCUUUCACACUGUUUGUUUUCUAACUUCUUGUCUUCAUUUUACCCUUCGUCAUCCUUCAAAUCUCUCUCACUAUCUGCCAUUCUACUCAAAUGUAUGUUUCUCUGAAGCAAUGAAGACGAAGAAGAUGGCUCAGAUCUACGCUCUUUUUGUUCUUCAUUUUACCUUCUUGUUUUCUACUGGUCUCUCUCACUCUUAUUCACUCGCUAGUUCCAACAGCGAUCUUUCAGACAAAGAGGUCCAUCUGAUCCGACAGCGACAGCUUCUGUACUACCGCGACGACUUUGGCGACCGUGGCGAGAAUGUCGUCGUCGACCCAUCUCUCGUCUUCGAGAAUCCACGUCUUCGAAGUGCUUACGUAGCUCUUCAAGCUUGGAAACAAGCCAUUCUCUCUGAUCCAAACAACUUCACCGCCAACUGGAUCGGCUCCGACGUCUGCAGUUACACCGGCGUUUACUGUGCUCCGGCGCCGGAUAACCCACGGAUCCGUACAGUCGCCGGGAUAGAUCUCAACCACGCUGACAUUGCUGGAUACUUGCCUCAAGAGCUUGGUUUGUUAACGGAUCUUGCUCUGUUCCACGUUAACUCGAACCGGUUUUGUGGAACCGUACCGCAUCGGUUUAACCGGCUUAAGCUUCUGUUCGAGUUAGAUCUCAGCAAUAACCGGUUCGCCGGUAUAUUUCCUGCGGUUAUCCUCCAGUUACCGUCGUUGAAGUUUCUGGAUCUACGGUUUAACGAGUUUGAAGGACCUGUACCGAGAGAGCUCUUCAGUAAAGAUCUAGAUGCGAUUUUCAUUAACCAUAACCGGUUCCGGUUCGAGUUACCGGAUAAUUUGGGAGAUUCACCGGUUUCCGUCAUCGUUGUGGCGAAUAAUCAGUUCCACGGUUGUAUUCCGACGAGUUUGGGCGAUAUGAGGAACUUGGAAGAGAUCAUCUUCAUGAACAAUGGGUUUAACUCUUGCUUGCCGUCGGAGAUCGGACGGUUGAAAAACGUCACCGUGUUUGAUUUCAGUUUCAACGAGCUGGUGGGGUCGUUACCGGCGAGUACCGGCGGAAUGGUUUCGUUGGAACAGUUAAAUGUGGCGCAUAAUAGAUUCUCCGGGAAGAUUCCGGCGAGUAUUUGUCAGUUGCCGAGACUGGAGAACUUUAAUUUCAGCUACAAUUUCUUCACCGGAGAGCCGCCGGUAUGUAUCGGUUUGCCUGGGGUUGAUGAUCGGCGUAACUGUAUACCGACGAGACCUGCGCAGAGAUCUCCGGGGCAAUGUGCGGCUUUCUUGUCUUUGCCGCCGGUGAAUUGUGCAUCGUUUGGAUGUGGGCGUUCUGUUACUCCUAGUCCUCGGCCUCCGGUUGUAGUCCCGUCACCGCCGACAACACCAUCUCCUGGUGGUUCACCUCCUUCGCCGUCUAUUUCGCCAGCUAGUCCUCCGAUGGUGGUGCCGCCGUCUCCCAUUUCUCCAAUUCCUGGUCCUGUUUCGCCGUCUAGUCCUCCAACCAUUGGUCCGUCUCCUCCGUCAACUCCACCGUCACCGGGUUCUCAGUCACCGCCUGGUUCUCCUAGUCCUCCUGGUGUAGUUCCAUUUCCUCCUCCCACUCCGGUUUAUUCUCCUCCAUCACCACCACCAUCGACAGGUCACUCCCCGCCAUCACCCUCGCCGCCGACUGGGUUUUCUCCUCCAUCACCACCGCCGUCCGCAGGUCACUCUCCUCCAUCACCACCACCGUCGACGGGUCACUCACCUCCAUCACCACCGCCGUCGACGGGUCCUUCUCCCCCACCAUCACCACCGUCGACGGGUUACUCUCCCCCACCACCACCGCCGUCGACGGGGUACUCUCCUCCAUCACCACCACCGUCGACAGGUUACUCUCCUCCAUCACCACCACCACCGUCGACGGGUUACUCUCCUCCAUCACCACCACCGUCGAUGGGUUACUCUCCUCCAUCACCACCACCACCGUCGACAGGUUACUCUCCUCCAUCACCUCCACCGUCGGCAGGUCACUGUCCUCCAUCUCCCGCGCCACCAACAUAUUCUCCUUCACCACCACCUCCGCCUCCGACAUACUACCCACCGCAGCCACCACAACCAUCUCCCUCACAGCCACCUCAAUUUUCACCACCACCAGCCCCUUACUAUUACAGCUCACCCCCUCCGCCGCCACAUUACUCGUUACCUCCACCACCGCACUCACCACCACCACCGGUUUAUCACUAUCUAUCCCCACCACCUCCACCAACGCCAGUAUAUUCUCCUCCACCUUGCAUAGAUCACUCACCACCUCCACCUCCGCCUCCGACCGUACAUUACACUCCUCCGCCAUCCCCUGUUUACUACAACUCACCUCCACCACCACCGUCCGUCCACUAUAGUCCGCCGCCAUCUUCGCCACCUCCUCCGGUGAUUCACCAUAGCCCACCACCGCCACCUCCUGGUUACGAAGGACCACUACCGCCUAUUCCCGGAGUAUCAUACGCUUCUCCUCCACCGCCUCCCUUUUAUUGAUUAUUUUCAGGCUUUUCUCGCAUGGGUUCCAUCAGUUAUGCCAAAACCCAAAACCGAAACGUUGUCGUCUCACAUCGAAGGAUACGGAGUCGUUUAUACCAUUUAUUUCAGAGGUGUGUGUGGUGGACUGGUGAGAUUCUCUGAAAGAUAUAUAUAUAUAUAUAUAUAUAUAUAUAUAUAUAUAUAUACGAGGAGGAAAAUUAUCUAAGAUAAAUUAGGAGUUGCGGGGGAAAAAAUAUGUAUAAGAGAAACUAUCCAAAAAUGGAGCAACUCAUCUUUAUGCUCCUUAUAUC